Molecule: messenger RNA, 7948 nt
Organism: Closterium sp. NIES-67
Lineage: Eukaryota; Viridiplantae; Streptophyta; Zygnematophyceae; Desmidiales; Closteriaceae
Source: the annotation of a GenBank genome assembly
GUUGUCUCGAUUCACUGAAUCGUUCCUCGUACUUUAUAAUCCGGGAGUUCUCGCUCGUCGUCACCAUUGCUACUACUCUACACGACGCGACAGGAGCGUGUGCGCAGUAAGCGUUUAUUUAUUCCGCGUCUGUUGACGUAGUGAACAUCCACUUUUCAAUGCGCACGGUGCGAUCAUAAUCGGAGUCGUCAUCAUGGCUCCUUCCAUCAUGGAUCCCGGCGAUGCCACGUCAGUACCGGAGACUCUAGACGACUGGUACGACGGCGUCGAAACCACCGUCGUGGCGCCUUCCUUUAACGACUCCCGUCGAAGCACGACCAACGAGUAUGCCGCGCUCCGUCGUCGCUUGUCAAUGCGUCAGCAGUCGAUGCGUCAGCAGUCGACACGUCAGCAGUCCCCACAUCAGCAACAAUCCUCAAGGAGUCGCGCGGCGCUUGCCUCCUCGUUGCGCCCUUCCGCGAGCACAGGCGGAGAGAGGCCUGCAGGCGGAGAGAGGCCUGCAGUCGAAAGCUCCAGAUUCGUUAGUACGAUCCCGCGUUUCGUUAGUAGCGCGUCCGCCGCUGCGCAAUUGCUCUAUCACGUGGGCUCUAUCGACGAAGGCGCAGAAUGGGAGGCGGACGACGCCGAGGGGAAAGAGCCACCGCGCGGGGUAGCUAUUGGGGAAAGCGGAGAGGAUGGGGGGAACAGAGGAUGGGGGGAACCCAGCGGGGAAGAAGCAUUCACGCGGGAGGGCGGCGGCGGGGCUGCGUCAGGGGGAAGCAGAGAAGGGGCGGAUCGAGCAGGCGGCGGGCGGAGGAUCGGACGGGCGAAGCUCGGGAGAACGAGCUUCGCUGCUGGCACGUGGCACGUCGGCGUCGACGACGAUGACGACGACGACGGCGAGGAGGAUAGGAACGAGGACGCGACACAGCGCCGGGACUACGGUGGUGGUAGUGAGAAUACCAAUGCACCACCGUUCGUCGGGGGGCGCAGCAGGGUCUCCUUCGGGCCUAACGCGUGGCACGCGGCCGCCACUGGUUCCGACGUCUCUGCCGCUUCAGCCCCCAGGCACGAGGAUCCCCGCAGCUCUGGGGACGAUUCCAAUGACUCGGACGAGCCGAACGAGUCGGACGAGCUCUCCUCAGCGUCGUUCUACAGCGAGCUGUUCGGCAUUGGAGAGGCGCCGCUGAUCAACCUCAUUCGGCGCUACCACGACGCCCUGCGGGCCCACGGGCUGGAGGGCGAGGCACGGCAGAUCGCUGCGUCCGCCGCUGCCAGGCUGGUUAGUAUUAAGAGCAUGGCGCCCGCCGGGCGGGGGAGAGGGGGAGCGGGAGGCGGUGCAGGGCUGCGGCCCAUGGAGUCGAUGAGGAGCGAGGUGAUGGUGCGGGAGGGGCUGCAGAGGUACCUCAUUGCCAUGCAGCCGCACCUGCUGUGCGCGCAGCCGCAGGUGGUGGCAUUCAGCCACGUGGCAGUGACGAAGAAGGUGGAGGUCAUCCCGGAUCAAAUCAAGAACUGCCUCAACGCGCCGUAUUUCAAGCUCAAGUCCAUCGCGGGGUGGCAGAAGAAGGAGACCGUUCAAGUGCUCAAUGAUGUCUCGGGCUUCCUCAUGCCAGGGACUCUCACUCUGCUCCUCGGAACCUCGGGCAGUGGCAAGUCAACCCUCAUCCGCCUUUUAGCCGGCCGGCAGCCCCCCACUGCCGGCGCCGUCACCUUCAACGCCCUCCCCGUAACCCCCUCGCGCGCGCACCGCCUAGCUGGAGUCGGCUUCGAGGCGGACUGCCACCUGCCGGCGCUGUCGGUGCACGAGACGCUGUCGUUUGCGCGGCAGUGCUCGUACCCGCUGUCAGUGCAGCAGCUGCUGCAGCACCCCAUGCUGGGCAAGGCGCUGAGGGCCAGCAUUGAGCGCGGCGAGGACCCCCUCGUGGCGUCCAGGGAAGCCAUGUUUGGACUCACCAGGCGCGCUGGAGAGCGAGUGGGGUCGGGGGGGCUCUCCCGGGACGAGGUGCACCGGCUGACUGCGGCUGAGCUCAUGGUUGGGGCGUACCCGGUGCUGCUGUUUGACCGCAUCAGCCAGGUGUACGACGGGCCGUCCACCCACAAGACUCUCACCAUGCUGCGCACCCACGCCCAGGUGCGGCAGCACGCGGUGCUGUGCUCGCUGCAGUGGCCCACGCAGGCUGUCUUCUCCCUCUUUGACCGGGUCAUUGUGCUCAACGAGGGCCAAAUCGUCUUCCAGGGACCCUGCCAUGCGUCUCUUAGGCACUUUCAGCAAUUGGGCUACCUGAAGCCGCUGCACAUGUCGGUGCCGGAGUACCUGCAGCACGUCACCACGGAGGGCGGGGGGGCCCUCCGAUUGGGCAAGAAGAAGCUGCUACUGGACGGAUUCGUGCGGGAAUACGAGAAGUCCCCUCAUUACAAGAACAUUCUUCGUGUCAUAAGCCACCCCACGCCUCUUCUCCUCCUCUGGAUUUCGGGGCCGGCAUGCCACGUCCUUUCCCGCGUCCGCUGUGCCCUUGCUGACGUGGCACCCGAUGCAACGCCAGCUGCAGAUCCAAGCGCUUCAGACGCUGCCACGUCAGCAUCGGAUGGCGAGAGGUCGAAGCGGGAGGAUCACCCAAACGCUGCAGCAGCAGUAGCCAAUGGAGCUGCGGAGAGCAAAGGAGAAGCAACGCCAACCCCCUACCAAGCAGUGGUGGUCACAGAGGCGCGGAUCUUCUUUGAGGGGGCCGGGGGGGGAGGGCAUCUGAAGGAGGGCGUGGAGGCAACAGGGCCGCUCAUGGGCAUGCUGGAGGAGCUCAGGGACAGCAGCGCCUGGCUGCACCUCGAGCUGCAGCGCCCGCUCACUAUAGUCACACAGGCAAAUGACACCUCACAGAAAGCAACCGCACAAGACGCCACAACCCAAGACGCCAGCGCCCAAGACGCCACCGCCCAAGAGGCCUCCUCCAGCACGGAAACCGCGCAGCUGAUAGCUCCUCCCCAACAACCAGCCGACGAUGACGUGGAUGUCCAUGUGGAAGCACCAGCACCCACAGCUGGUGCGCGCACGUGUACCACCAGUGCCGCAGGUGUGGGCGGGAGCGUGGAAGCUGCUGCCCAUGGUAACGGCGAGGAGGGCAGCGGGGCUCUGGCCGAGCGUGCUAACGACGAUGAAAGGCGAGGUCUAGUGGCCUGUGAUGCAGGGGCAGGGCUCUUCCCCGGGAGUUCAGGUCUCCCUGGGUCAGGCCCUGAUGGCGAGGGAGAGGGAGAGGGCGCAGCAGCAGCGAGCGGAAAGCGGCGCAAGCCUCUUCGCAUUAAAUCCCUCCCCAAAGCCUUCCCCCGCGCCAUCACCUCGGCCUUCAAGAACCUCAGCUUCGGGGCGCUGAGAGGCAAGAGCAGCAAGGCGUUCCUGCAGCUCCCACGCAUGGGCAUUGGGGCACUUAAAGCCAUGAACCUGUCGGCUGCGGCGGCGGCGUCGAGGGCAGCAGCCAUGGCGGGGCUGUGGGGGGGCGCGAAUAGGGAGCUGCUGAGCAAGGAGCUCAUUCUGGAGCCGUGGCCCGAGUUCAAGCUGCUGCUGCAGCGGCAGCUGAGAGUGAAUAUGAGGAAUCGCAGCUUCAUUGCUGCGCGCCUGCUGCUGGUCACUCUCUUGGGCCUAUUCGUGGGUUUCGACUUCUACCAGCUCCCAGCAGACCCCCCGUCCUUCGCGCACCUGAAUCUGCGGCGCGGCGUGAUGCAGAUCUCGCUGAUCACCAUGACCGUCAACAACGUCAGCCUGCUGCCGGGCUACAUGCUGGAGCGCCAGGUCUACUUCAAGCACCGCAGCGCACGCUUCUUCCGCACGCGCUCAUAUGUGCUCGCACAGCUCAUCGCCGGCUUGCCACUAUCUAUAGUCGAGGCGACCAUCUGGUCGGUGCUGGUGUAUUUCCUCUCGGGCCUGAACCUCUCUGACUACGGAGCGCACUUCUUCAUCUUCCUCGCUGUGCUCGCCCUCGUCGCCAUCCACGGUGCCGCCAUGAUCCGAUUCAUCUCCUUCGCCGCUCGCUCGCUGCGCUCCGCCGCCUUUGCCGCCGCCCUCUUCAUGGGCCCCGGCAUGUUCCUCUUCGGCCACAUCCUCGUAGCGAAAGCGCUUAUACCGAGCUUCUGGAUCUGGCUAUACUGGAUCAACCCCAUGCAGUGGGCGUCGACGGUGCUAGCGAUCAACGAGCAGCGGCAAUACGCCCCUGUGAAGUUCUGCCCGGACCAGGUCCCUGCUACCAUGCCGUACUGUGUGGGGAGGGGGGGAUGGCCGCUCGGUAGAGCGUACAUGGAAGAGUACAGCUGGAACUACGAGUGGGGGUACAUGAUUGCCGGGCCGUUCGUGAUUCUCGCGUGGAUUGGGAUGUGGACUGUGGGCACUUUCCUGAGUAUGCGCCCCAGCCACUACAAGGGCUUUGCGCCCCCUGUGAGGGUGCUGAGUGAGAGCAAGCAAGGCGUGAGGCGGGUGAUUGGCAGGGAGGGUGGUGAAGAGAAGGACGAAGGGGCGGAAGGAGCAGUAAGGGGAAGAGGAGGGGGCAGGGGAGGGGCCAACGGAGGGAAGGUUUCAAAGGGGACAGGAAUGGCUGCUGCUGUAGCGAGGGUAGGGGGGGCAGCAGCAGGGGCAGCAGGAACAGCAGGAGCAGCAGGAGCGGCAGCAGUGGCAGCAGCAGGGAGGGCAGCAGGGGUGGUGACAGGGGCCACAGCUCAGGUGGCGUCGGUGGCAGGAGGAGCCAUAGCCGCCGCAGGGGGAGUGGUGGCCGCAGCAGGAGCAGCAGCAGUGACGGCUGCCAGGCAGGGGAUGGCUGGUGGCAAGGAGAAAGCUUCGGAAGGCGGGGAUGGCCGUUUUGAUAAGGCGUGCGAAGGAGCGCUGACAGGAGCACAGGCAGGAGCAGGAGGGAUGGAGAGCGGCACAGAUCUGGAGUGGGGGCCUGUGGGUGGCAUGGGUGGUGGCGGCUUCUCAAGCUAUGCUGCAGCAGAAGAGGAGCAGGCAGCUUCACAAGCUGCAGCAGCAGCAGCAGAGGCAGCGGUGAUAGAGUCCAACAUUCCCUUCACCCCGUACCUCAUCACCUUUGAGGGCCUCUCCUGCACGGUGCCGCUGCCCAGCCAAUCAGAGAGCACGUGGAUGACCUCUCUGGGCAGCAGCAGUGGCCCUGGGGGCGGCAGCGGUGCGGCGAGGAGGAGUGAGCUGAGUCGCAGCCUGGUGCGCGGCGUGACAGGAUGGGUGAAGCCGGGGGAGAUCACGGCUAUCGCGGGGGGCAGGGGCACCGGCAAGACAACGCUGCUCAACUGCAUCGCAGGUCGCAAGGUGCCCGGCCACCUAUCCGGGCGCCUGCUGGUGAACGGUGAGCCGAGGGACGCGCCGUCCUUCCUGCGCAGCACAGCGUACAUCCAGGGCGCGGACCUCUACUACCCCCUGCUCACGCUGCGCGAGGGCCUGCUGUACCGCACCGCGCUCACACUGCCUGAGCAAGUGGACGGCACGCGGCGCCGCGCGUUUGUGGCUCAGAUCCUGGAGCUGAUGGAGUUCAGAGGGGGCGUGGCGGAUUGCUUGGUGCAGGAUAUUCUGGCGGAUAGUGUGGGGUCGGCGUAUGUGGAGAAGCGCAUUGUGUUUGCGAUGGAGAUGGCGGGGAAUCCGAGUGUGAUCUUCUUUGACGCGCCGUUUCUCAGGAUGGACACCACUGAGGUCGCCAAGUUCUCCGGCAUGCUCAAGCAUGUGGCGGGCGUGUGGGGGCGGGCGAUGGUGGUGGUGUCGAACGCGGUUACCGCGUUCCAUCUGAACGCCUUCCACUCGCUGCUCAUGCUGGGCAGCGGCGGCGAGAUGGUCUACUUCGGCCCCGCGGGGAGAAACGGCCACGCGCUCGUGGAGUAUUUCUCUGCCAUCCCCGGCACCCCCCCGGUGCCCCCAGACACGAACCCAAUCAUCUUCAUUGAGAAUCUGCUGGGCGACGCCCGUCACCAGCGCGCCACGGCCUGCGACUACGCGGUGGAGUACCGAGUCAGCGACCUCGCCAUGCUCAACGCGCACCGCCUCUCCGCCCUCCGCCGAGGGGGCGCUGCCGCUGCUGCUGCUUUUGCUGCCAGGGCUGCUGCUGCUAACUUGGAGGCUGCGAAAGUGGUUGCUGGCAGUGAUGCUGCUGCUGGUGCUGGAGGUGCUGGUGGUGGUGGGAGGGGGAUGGGGGGAGUGGGAGCAGGGAGAGGAGGUGAUAUGGUUGACGAGAGUGGUGCUGCUGGCAUGGCAGUGGUGGCGUCUGAGUCAGCGUGGUCCCUGCAAGCCCUGGAGCAGGAGGAGGCCAUAGCGGCGGAGGGGGCGGACGCGGUGGCAGGGGAGAUCGAGGAUGAAGAGGCCAUCAUUGCUCUCAGCGGUGCCUCGGGGGAGAAAGAGGGAGACGGCGAAGUGUGUGGAAGGGAGGUUGGAUGCCAAGGAAUGCUGAGGCACAGAGGAGCCUCUGCUGCAGCGGUAGCUGCCGCGGCAGCAGACGCGGCAGCAGUUGAAUGGCAGCAGCAAGGGGAGGACGGCUCAUCAGACCACCCCUCCACCCUCCACCACUCCACGUCCCUCCAGCCCCUGCUCACACGCUCCCCAGCUCUCUCCUCUUCCACUCCCCCCAGCUCUUUUCGCAAGAUCCUGGCCGUUCAUUACACGAUCCACCUCUUCUACUGGCGCAACACGUCGCACUCACUCAACCGGAUCGUCCAAUCCGCCAUCCUGGGCCUCCUCAUCGGCUCGCUCUUCUUCCAGUACUCCGUGCACAAUCUGCUGGCGGCCACCACGGCGCAGGCGUUCCCCUUCGCCGUGCUGGCGUUUGGCACGACGUGCCAUGGAGGCACGGCGGUGGGGCUGGUGAAUCAGACCAAGAAGGUGUUUGCACAGGAGCGGGUGUACAACCAGAACUUCGCUCUGCUCUACACGCUCGCGUAUACUCUGGUUGAGAUCCCCUACCUUCUCCUCACCUCUCUCGCGCUGGUCAGCGUGGCAGCGCCGCUGGCCGGGCUGGCGGUGGGCAGCGCGGGCACCUUCUUCUCCUUCGGCCUCACGCAGUUCCUCGCCGCCCUCGCUGUCACCUACUUUGGCUUCCUGCUCUCCGUCCUGCUGCCCCAACCCAAGUAUGCAGCAGUGGUGAUUUCAUUCCUCAUCACAGCAUGGGUGGCCACGUGCGGCUUCUUCCUGCCCUUCGCCUUCACCAAGAACUUCUUCCUCGCAGUGUACUGGACCAACCCCAUUCAGUACGCCCUCAAUGGGCUAACAGCAGCGGCAUACUACUGCAACACAGCAGCACCAGAGUGCUCCCUCCCAGGCUGCCCCAGCGCCGCCGCUAUCUGCGCCAGCUGCCCCUGCAAGUGGUACCUCAACCCUGUCAAGGGCCCCGAGUACCUCUGGGAUUUUCUCGUUGCCACCAAGUCCGCGCGCUCUGCAGUGUACUGGGACUGGCUCUUCCUGCUCUGCUUCUGCCUCGUGUGCCGCGUCGCUGCCUUUGCGGCUCUCCGUUUUCUCCGUCACAACCGCCACGCCUGAGGAGUACCUCCGCUUAACUAUUUGAAACGGCCCUGUAACUAGUACCUCAAGGCUCCACCCGUGAAAGGCCAUGACCGCGACCACGACCGCGACCCCAAAUACCUCUCAGCCUGGGACUUUCUAGUUGACACCAAGUCAGCGCGCAGCGCAGUGUACUGGACUGGCUCUUCCUGCUCUGCCCCGUUGCUGCCUCUACUUCUUUCCGCUUCCUGCGACGCAAGCGCCACGACUAACCAGUGCCUGUGCAAGGAGCUCUGGUGGGGGCUCCCUUCGAAGGCCCGCCUUCCAAUCUUGGCAGAGCAGGGUCCUCGACAUUAGACAAAAUCCGUGUGUUUGUCUGAUUUUCAGACUCUUUUUUAGGCGUUCAUCUGAUUUUUUAGAAACCCAAUUAUUGAAUUUCUGAUGCCCUAGAAAGUGAUUUUGUAUCCUUCUGGUAUUUCAGAAUGGGUGUACGCGUCCUUC